Messenger RNA from Adineta ricciae, 1080 nucleotides. Lineage: Eukaryota; Metazoa; Rotifera; Eurotatoria; Adinetida; Adinetidae. The record is from the annotation of a GenBank genome assembly.
AUGACUGAUAUUAUUGUACGUAAUUGGGCAAUUAAUCUUUGGUAUCAAGAUAUUAGUCAUUCUUUUCAAAAAUUACUUCGAACUGCUCCUGAUAGUACACCUGGUCUUCCCGCAGUUGGUACAUGGGUAUCAUUAGCAUCUUGGUCAUCACAUGUUGUUGGAUUUAGUAUUCGUCAACAGUCAAUACCAGAAUUAUGGACAUAUGUCAUUCGUAAUUUACCACAACGGAUGCAAAAUAUUCUUGAUAGAAUUCCGUUUAAAUUGGUUGAAUUACUGUUCAAAGAAAUUCUUCAACAUGCAGCAUUUGCACUUGGUGAAGGAAAUAGGGUGAUUUUUAGUGAUAUUGCUACUUCCUAUUCGCGUUAUGGAAUGGAAUUCUGUUCAUAUACAACAAAACCUGAUGAUGCACUUUUAGUAGAAUUUAUUCAAAAGUACGUGUGUACAGAUGGUGAAUGCACUUUAGCAAAAGCAAUUUGGGCACUUUUUAAAGCUCAUUUUGGAAGAGAUGGAUCAUUAACAUUUACUGAACGCGAUCAAUUAAUUCUUGUUCAAAGUAUCUAUGCUGGCUUAGCAGAACAGACUCACGUAGAUCCAUAUAUCAAUGCAUCUCUUCCUGGUUAUACGCUAGAAUGGUGUCGAUUUUGGCCAAGUAAGAACGUUUCUGAAUGUCCUGUUGUAGUUAAUAGUAUUGUUACUAAACUUAUGGUACAUGUUAUUGUUGGAUCACAUCGUAUACUAGCCGAACAGAAUAUACCUUCAAAGACGCAUAAUGGAUCAGAUUUUUCACCAUAUCUUUCAGAACUGACAUUACCAGAAGCACAUGAUGCUAUGUCGAAAAUGUUAAAUUCUACAACGGUCCAAUUAGAUCAUACAGCUGCGAAUGAUUGGAAUAUUCUCGCACAACGGUUGCGAUUUGUAGCACCACUCUUUUGGGUAUUUCAAGAUCAUGAAGAAAUCAAUUGCUACAUAUAUACAGUCGAGCAAGAACUUCUCAUUCGUACGAAUCAAGCUCAUCAGAUGGAUCAAGGUUCAUGGUAUCGAUUGUGUGACAAAGAUUGUUGUGCAGCCAAUGGUCAAUAG